GCCAAUCAGAAGUCGGGGCUCGCAGGCUCGCGCUGGCCCGAGACGCCUCAGGACCGCGGGCUGCGGGGGUCAGCGGUGUCGGCUCCGGACCGCGGGUCGCUGAGGUUUGUUUUCUCUAGACACAAUGUCGCGUGAAGAUGAUCUGCGGUCACAGGCUCUCACCAAGCCUGCUUUCAGUGAAACCCAAGCUUCUGCAUUAGUGGAAUCAGUAUUUGGGUUAAAAGUGUCCACGAUCCAGCCACUUCCUAGCUAUGAUGACCAAAACUUUCAUGUAUCCAUUUCAAGAACCAAAGACACUACAGAUGGCCCAACUGAAUAUGUCCUCAAAAUAAGCAACACCGAGUCAAGCAAAACUCCAGAGCUGAUUGAAGUUCAGAGUCACAUCAUCAUGUUUCUGCAAGCUGCUGGGUUCCCAACAGCCUCUGUGUGCCGCACUAAAGGAGACAGCAUAACCUCUCUCGUGUCCGUAGAUAAUGGCUCGGAAAUCACAAGCUACUUGGUGAGGCUGCUGACUUACCUCCCAGGAAGACCUAUAGCUGAGAUUCCCAUCAGCCCCCAGCUAUUGUAUGAAAUUGGAAUGCUAGCUGGCAAAUUGGAUAAGACACUGGAGAAAUUCCAUCACCCAAAGUUAAGUUGCCUUCAUCGAGAAAACUUCAUUUGGAAUCUGAAGAAUGUUCCUCUUCUGGAGAAGUAUCUGUGUGCCUUGGGCCAGGGCCGAAACCGAGAGACUGUCGCACAGGUCAUCCAGCUGUUCAAGGAUGAAGUCCUGACCAAACUAAGUCAUUUUCGAGAAUGUGUUAAUCAUGGAGACCUGAAUGACCAUAACAUUUUAGUGGAGGCCAGCAAGUCAGCCUCCGGAGGUGCCGUGUAUCAAGUGUCCGGGAUUUUAGAUUUUGGUGACAUGAGUUACGGCUACUAUGUGUUCGAGGUGGCCAUCACCAUCAUGUACAUGAUGAUUGAGAGCAAGAGUCCCCUACACGUGGGAGGCCACGUCCUUGCCGGGUUUGAGAGCGUCAUCCCGCUGACACCUGUGGAGAGGGGCGCCCUGUUCCUCCUUGUGUGCGGCCGCUUUUGUCAGUCGCUCGUCAUCGCUGCACACUCUUGCCAGCUACACCCGGAGAACAAGGAAUACCUCAUGAUCACUGCCAAAACCGGGUGGAGGCACUUGCAGCAGAUGUUCGACAUGGGCCAGAAAGCUGUAGAAGAAAUCUGGUUUCAAACUGCCAGGUCCUACGACUCUGGGAUCUCCAUGUGACUAGGCGAAAUUUCACAUUAACUUGGAUGGUUAAAAACCCGGAGGACCAAAUCUAUUUCUACGAAGGAGUCCCCUGCACAGUGAAAAACGAAUUGAUGGACCUGAUCAGCACACAUGAAACUUCCAAGCACUCUCAUGACCACUUUUUAAAUCUAAGAAAGCUCCCCCUGAGCAAGCAUGUCUUUCUGUGGGUCUCACUUGCCUCGUGUAUAAAACACGCAGAGUGAUGUUUUGAAUCAGAAAAUUUCUCAAGGAGUAUGUAUUCCAGCCCCAAGAUCAAUUACUGUUUUAGGCUUUGAAAGGAACACAUAUGUAUAGACGUAUUCACAUAUAUUAAAUUACUGAGUGUAACACAGACCUAACUAACAUAUCACCCAUUCUGCGAAGCCUGCUCCCAUCACUCCGUUUCUCUAGAACCCACUGUACUCCGUCUUUCUCACGGCACGUCAUGGUAUCACGGAUGUUGGCUAUGUGGUCAUGUGGCCUAACGGCUGUUUGAGGACAAAGACUACGUAAAAUUAUUUUUUUUGUCUCUCUUCCCUUUUUUUCCUUUUGCACCUGAUACAGUACUUUCCCCAUGGUUUCAAAAAAUAUUUACAAAUUAAUGUGUGCUAAAAGAAAGGUUGGAGAAGAUAAGGCAGAACUAAGAUGCCUUAGGAGGAAACACAAAUGAUGUUCUGAAGAAAAAGUCUGCAUUUGAGAGGACGAUCGAAAUGAACUCUCGAGAUGGAUGCCGGACGAUACUGGAUCUGCGAGGAGGCAAGUAGAGACACCCAGGCAAGGCCACUAUUCCUGAGGCACCUA
Messenger RNA from Hyaena hyaena (striped hyena), 2059 nucleotides. RefSeq names its product hydroxylysine kinase (gene HYKK). Lineage: Eukaryota; Metazoa; Chordata; Mammalia; Carnivora; Hyaenidae. Gene Ontology annotation, molecular function: amino acid kinase activity. The record is from RefSeq and is a predicted model, not a curated record. Bases 125 to 1255 code for a protein of 376 amino acids. The transcript is spliced from 5 exons.